GGAGUUUCAGAGCUGCACUGAAGUGAAGACAGAAGUGUGUGAAGACAUCUUUCUCUGAUAUCACCGCUUCCAACAGAAGAGAUCACCAUGUUCCUUUCUACUGCUUCUAUUACAGCCCUGCUACUCACUCUGUCUGGUAUGGAAGCUCUCGUACUGACCCAGGAAAAGUCCCUCUCUGUGAACCUGAGAGAUAAUGUGAAAGUCUCCUGUGUUGUUAGUGAUAGCUCUCAGACCUGGACAAUUUCAUGGUACCGACAGAAGGCUGGAGGUGGCCCAAGUUUUUUGCUUGCUGACACCACAAGAGCAGCUGGGCUUCCUAACAGGUUCACAUAUUCUGAACCUGGAUCUGGCUAUACUGAGUAUCUACACAUCAAUGAAAUCACGGCUGAGGAUGAGGCAGUGUAUAUCUGUGCUUGCGUUCAUAGAAAGUGUGGACAUGGUACCAAGUUUGGACAAGGAACUGAAGUCACCCUUGCCCGUCCUCCAUCACCCCCUUCUCUGGUCCUGAUGGCCCCAGCCCAGGCCCCUCUCUCYGGGGACAAGACCACCCUGGUGUGCCUGGCGCAGGGCUUCCACCCUGACGGUGCCUCUMUGUCCUGGUCUGAUGACGGUGGCUCUCUGACGGGUGCUGAGAUCCAGAAGGGCGAGUCUCAGCGCCAGGCUGACGGCACGUACACCCUGAGCAGCCUCCUUAGUCUGCCCUCGACACGCUGGAGCUCCGGACAGACCUUCACUUGUCACCUGAGCCACUCAGCACUGACCAACCCACUGAGCAGGAGUGUGAACAACGGGCAAUGUUCAAUGUUCGGUUAGUCUUGCAUUUCCCCCACUAAUGGUUAAGAUUAGGAUUGAGGGAGGGGAAGCUGAUCCUAGAACUGUCCCUAGGGCCCC
Molecule: messenger RNA, 891 nt
Organism: Salvelinus sp. IW2-2015
Lineage: Eukaryota; Metazoa; Chordata; Actinopteri; Salmoniformes; Salmonidae
Product: immunoglobulin kappa light chain
Source: RefSeq, a predicted model, not a curated record